Ictalurus furcatus (blue catfish) is the source of this 1419-nucleotide messenger RNA. RefSeq lists its product as uncharacterized. Bases 554 to 886 code for a protein of 110 amino acids. Lineage: Eukaryota; Metazoa; Chordata; Actinopteri; Siluriformes; Ictaluridae. The record is from RefSeq and is a predicted model, not a curated record. The transcript is spliced from 4 exons.
UUAUUUGGCUCAGCUCAACGAUAAAAGUCGACUCUUUCGGCUCAUAACCGGCUCACAACCGUUUUUCUUCUGAACCGGAAAUAAUUUGUGAUAUUUUGACCAGUUAUUGUUUAACUUUGCUUAACUAAAGCUGGAAUUGUUUCCUAAAAUCUCAUGCUACCUUCUAAUGAACAAAAUAACAUGUACUGAAUUUUAUAACAUCUAUUUUAAAUCAGUGUAAAAAAAAAAAAAAUCAACAAGACACUGCAUAUGCAAACAUCCCUGCAUUGUUGUUGUGUCUACUGUUUCUGUGCUCGAUUGAGAAGAUUAAUUGACAUUUAUUUUGAUAACUGAUCUCCUCCCCCUAGCACACAGACGGUAAAAUCUGUUUCAUUUGGGAGAACUUUGAUUAAAUGACACUGAAAGAGUUAAAGAAAAGAAAACAACAAACGGUUCAUAUAUGUGACUCGGCUCUUAAAAUUCACUUAAAAGAACCGAUUCAAAGAGCGACACAUCACUCCUAUUUAAUACACACCUACAGUCUUCUUGUGUGUUUCUGAGUUAGGAAGGCAGGAUGGGAUGCAACUCUAGCACACAUACCACCGCACAGGACAGUACACAUGGAAACUCAGACUGUAGUGGAGCCAGUACAAAUGGAACAGCCGAAGAAAAGGCAGAGAAUGAUCUGGAUAUUGAGUGUGGUGCAGAAGCAGCUGCUGAGAGCUCUGAGGCUCUAGCCACUGAGUCCGAGACCAACACGCUGCACACUGCUGCAGAACCAACGCCAGCUGAAGACCAAGAUCAUCCUUCAGAAGCUGGAGCUUUAGCAGCAGACCAGUCUGAGCAAACUGGACCAGAUGAAGCACCGGGCCCUAGCGAGGAACUCGGAGGCUCACAGACAGCAUAGCUUUAUUAUGGGAGAACCUGGAAAAUGUCACAUUUACUACAAACAGGCAAACUAACUUAUUUUCAAAUGUAAUCUAAUUGUAGCUGUAUGUAUUGAACUUGUACUUCCAGCCAAAAUGUCAAGAGAAUAGAGAUUUGUUUGUAAAUCUACCUACACCUUUAUAUGUAAGGAAUAAAAUACUUCAAGUCCGUUAUCACCUGUUCUAGCUGUUGUAAACGGUUGUUCCCUCACCAGAUUAUUUUAUUUUAUUUAUUUAUUUAUUUAUUUUUUACCCCCUCCUCAGUCUUGAAGUUAAUAAGACAAAAAAAAAUGCAGCAUGUCAUGCCUAGAAACCUCUGUCCUAAAGACUUUCCCCGUUGCGGAAAACUGUUACAAAGUGCCGCGACCGCUUGCCGAGACCGGAGACUCCUUACAUAAAUGUUUAAUAAACUUCCCCUUACAAAAAGCUUUGUAAACAAUGUAGCUUGUAUAUGUUUGUGUAUCUUAAACCUGUUUUUGGUUCAUUUUUUUAUUAUAAGCAUUUGCCACAUAAG